CCGCGCGCGACGUGACACGCCAAGCUCUACCUAGCUAGCGUGCUCCAUGUCCAUCACUAGCUAGCUUCAGUGACGGCCUCUCGCCUCCACCAAUGGCCUAUAAAUCCAGGCUCCCAGCUCGUCUUCUUCCCUCGCACACCAGCUAGCUAUAGCUAAGCCCCCCAAGAGACAUCGAGAGCGAGAUCGCCAUGGCCGCCGCCGCCGCCAAGAACGGCCGCAUUGCCGUCGCCGCGCUCCUCCUGGCGGCGCUGGCCCUGUCCGCGCAGCUCGCGCCGGCCGCGGCGUGCUCCUACUGCCCGACGCCGAAGCCGCCUCCGCCGCCGCCGCCGGCGCCGUCCGGCGUCCCGUGCCCGCCGCCGCCGUACACCCCCACCCCGGCGACGCCGACGGGGAAGUGCCCGGUGAACACGCUGAAGCUGCUGGCGUGCGUGGACGCGCUGAACGGGCUGGUGCACGCGGUGGUCGGCGCCAAGGCCAGCGACACCUGCUGCCCGCUGCUGUCCGGCGUCGCCGACCUCGACGCCGCGCUCUGCCUCUGCACCGCCAUCAAGGCCAAGGCGCUCGGCGUCAGCCUCGUCCUCCCCGUUGCCAUCUCCGUGCUCGUCAACGAGUGCGGCAAGCACGUCCCCUCCAGCUUCCAGUGCCCAUCAUAAAUCACCUCAAUUAUGUAUGAUCACUAAUUAAUUAAUAAUCACCUACUGCAUCUGAUCUCUGCAUGCAUGCAUGGAUUAAUUAAUUAAGCUAUCAAAUUACAUAUUACCUGCAUAAUUAAUAAGUAUAGUUUAUCACCUGGCUAUGCUAUAUACAUAUAAAUAUAUAUAGUGACAUAUGUAGCAUAUAUACAUGAGCUCUGACUUGUGUCAUGGAGAUGUGGAGGCAUGCAUGGAGCCUUGGAUUGUGCAUUUAAUUGAUGUAUAAUAAUAUUUGUGUAACAUAUAUUUUGCUGUGUCAUGCAUAUAUGCAUGUGGAGUUGUGGUAUUUGGUUUGUAGUGGUUUGGGAGAUUUAUUAUGAAAUAAAGAGUGUGUGAUAUGUAUGCUAUGAAAUACAAAGUUUGAUGUGUAUGUAUCAUAUGUAUAUGUGUGGCUGAUAAAGCCUGUCAUUCUGUCAACUUUCAUAUAUAGUAUAAAACGUGCUAUGUUGUGCUUAAAUGAA
Molecule: messenger RNA, 1153 nt
Organism: Oryza sativa Japonica Group (Japanese rice)
Lineage: Eukaryota; Viridiplantae; Streptophyta; Magnoliopsida; Poales; Poaceae
Product: 36.4 kDa proline-rich protein
Source: RefSeq, a predicted model, not a curated record